Capsella rubella is the source of this 1882-nucleotide messenger RNA. Its product is annotated as terpenoid synthase 25. The transcript has 7 exons. The coding region runs from base 1 to 1812 and encodes 603 amino acids. NCBI's taxonomy places the organism in Eukaryota, Viridiplantae, Streptophyta, Magnoliopsida, Brassicales, Brassicaceae. Gene Ontology annotation, molecular function: terpene synthase activity; magnesium ion binding. The record is from RefSeq and is a predicted model, not a curated record. Gene Ontology annotation, biological process: diterpenoid biosynthetic process.
AUGGAAGCAUCAAGCAUUACUUUUGGCCCUAAAGCUCUCCCUAGCGUUCACAACGUCCAUCUUUGUCUUAAGACCAGCUUCUCUCUAUUUCCUCGUCAUUUACUAAUUAAAAACCAAACUCUUUCCUCAAAGAAACAUACAAAGCACAACCUGUUCUGUGUUAAAGCUGAGGCUAGUGGCGAUCUUGAGAGUACUCGUCCAUUGACAUCUUUUUCUCCAUCUUUUUGGGGAGAUCACUUCCUCUCUGUUCCCGUCAAUGACUUAGAGUUUGAAGCACUUGAGCAAGAAAUCGAAUCCGUUAUGAAGCCUAAAGUAAGAGACAUGCUCAUGACUCCUCACAGCAACGACACGGUGAGGAUCCGUCUCAUCCAUUUGCUUAUCAGCCUCGGUACCGCUCAUUAUUUUGAGAGCGAAAUCGAAGAGAUUCUACAACAGGCUUUUAGGAAGUUGGAUGGUUUAAUUUCGAAAGAAGAUGAUUUGGAAACAAUUGCAAUCAUGUUUGAAGUUUUAAGACUAUACGGACACAAAAUGCCCUGCGAUGUGUUUGAUAGAUUCAAAGGUGAAGAUGGAAAGUUUAAGGAAAGUCUAGCCAAGGACACUAGAGGGAUGCUACAACUAUACGAAGCAUCCCAUCUAGGGACACUAUCUGAAGAUAUUAUGGAGGAAGCGUUGACUUUCACGCGGUACCACUUGGAGGAGUCGUUGACAAACCAAGGAACAAGCUCCAAUCUCUUAAAGCAUGUGGAAAACGCAUUGUAUAGAGCUCGAUAUCACAGCAUAGAGAUAUUAGUCGCUCUACAAUACAUCUCUUUCUACGACAAAGAAGAAGGCCAUGACGAGACACUCCUCAAGUUUGCUAAGCUCAACUUCAACUUUUGCCGGCUUCAUUACAUCAAAGAGCUCAAAUCUCUCACCAAAUGGUGGAAGGGCUUUGAUUUUGUAGCCACGCUUCCUUACAUCAGGAAUAGAUCUGUGGAGAUCUUUUUGGGAUCCGUGGCAUUGUUUUUUGAACCAAGAUAUUCACUAGGGAGAAUGAUAGCCGCUAAACUCACUAUGAUCAUGACGGUUAUUGAUGAUACAUAUGACGCCUAUGCCACUCUUCCUGAAGCUACAAGUCUUACUGACGCUUUGCAAAAGUGGGAUCGUGACGCCAUUGAAAAUCUACCAAACUAUCUUAAAACGUAUUUCCUGAAUUUGUUAGAAACUGUGGAAGAAAUUGAACGGGAAAUGCGGAUUAGAGGAAGAUCUUGUAGAGUGAUAAUAGAUCAGAUCAAGAGUGUGGGGAGAGCGUACCACGCCAUAGCAAGAUGGGCACGCACAGGUGAUGUGCCAAGCUUUGACGAUUACAUGGAGGUUGUGAUUGAAAUAGCGGCGAUGGACGACUAUGUAUCCUACAGCUUGGUUGCAAUGGAAGAGUGUGAAGAGAAACAAUUGUACGAAUGGUUCGAUUCCAAACCCAAAAUUAUCCAUACUUUGAGCGUUCUGUUUCGUCUCAGAAAUGAUAUAGCCUCCUUCGAGCUAGAGAUGAGUAGAGGAGAGGUGGCGAAUGGCGUCAACUGUUACAUGAAGCAAUAUGGUGUUACCAAAGAAGCAGCCGUGAAAGCAUUGAGUAAGAUAGCGAAAGAGAGUUAUAAGAUGAUGAUGGAGGAGUUGAUGAGUUCGAAAGAUGUGCCUCGUCAGAUUCUGGUUCGAGUCAUCAACAUUGGACGAGUUAUAGAUUUGUAUUACAAGGAAGGUGAUACAUUUGCAGCUCCCGAUCAAAAGAUGAAACAACUUAUUGCCUCUUUGUUCCUGCAUCCAUUUCUCCUUUAACGUAAAGACUCAAUAACAAGUUGGAACGUUAUAUAUAUAUAUAUAUAUAUGGGAUUUUGAUUCCCAUGAG